AUGUCUGUAAGUCGGCGCCUCUCGCUCCCCUGUUUGCGCCUACCUCUGACUCACCUUUCACCACAGGCCUUCUACAUUGAGAACAAGAAUGUUGGCAACAAGGCCGAGAGUGAAGAUUGGAGAAUUCGCGGAUACAACCCUCUGACUCCUCCCGGUCUGCUCCAACACGAGAUCGCCCAAACUCCCAAGUCGAAGCAAACCGUGAUCGAGGGUCGCGAGGAGGCUGCCGCUAUUGUCAAUGGAACCGACGAGAAGGGCAGGCUUUUGGUCAUUAUUGGCCCCUGUUCUAUCCAUGACCCCAAGGCCGCCCUCGAGUACUGCGACAUGCUCAUCGAGGCAAAGAAGAAGCACAAGGACGAGCUGCUCAUCGUGAUGCGCUCUUACCUGGAGAAGCCGCGCACAACUGUUGGGUGGAAGGGUCUGAUUAAUGACCCUGAUAUCGACAACAGCUUCAAGAUCAACAAGGGUCUGCGUCUGUCGAGGCAGCUGUUUGUCGACUUGACGGACAAGGGCAUGCCUAUUGCUAGCGAGAUGCUUGAUACUAUCUCUCCCCAGUUCCUUGCUGAUCUGCUGUCUGUUGGCGCAGUCGGUGCGAGAACCACGGAGAGUCAACUGCACCGCGAGCUUGCCAGUGGUCUCAGUUUCCCCGUCGGCUUCAAGAACGGUACCGAUGGCUCGCUCGGCGUCGCGAUCGACGCCAUUGGCGCCGUGAGACACCCUCACCACUUCCUCUCCGUCACCAAGCCUGGUGUCGUCGCCAUUGUUGGUACCGUCGGCAAUGAGGACUGCUUCGUUAUCCUGAGAGGUGGCACUAAGGGCACCAACUACGAUGCCAAGAGCAUUACUGAAGCAAAGGCUGCCCUGGAGAAGGCCGGUCUGCCCCAGAGACUGAUGGUCGACUGCAGCCACGGCAACUCCCUGAAGAACCACAAGAACCAGCCCAAGGUUGCUGGCGAGCUUGCUGACCAGAUUUCCAAGGGCGAGACCGCCAUUAUGGGAGUCAUGAUUGAGAGCAACAUCAACGAGGGCAACCAAAAGGUUCCCAAGGAGGGUCCGAGUGCUCUGAAGUACGGCGUCAGCAUCACGGACGCGUGCAUCCACUGGGACGACACCGUCUCAGUCCUCGAUGACCUCGCCAACGCGGUCAAGCAGCGCCGCGAGGUUCUCAGCAGAAAUGGACAUGCCUGA
Molecule: messenger RNA, 1188 nt
Organism: Colletotrichum karsti
Lineage: Eukaryota; Fungi; Ascomycota; Sordariomycetes; Glomerellales; Glomerellaceae
Product: phospho-2-dehydro-3-deoxyheptonate aldolase
Exons: 3
Coding region: 1-1188 (395 amino acids)
Biological process (GO): aromatic amino acid biosynthetic process
Cellular component (GO): cytoplasm
Molecular function (GO): 3-deoxy-7-phosphoheptulonate synthase activity
Source: RefSeq, a predicted model, not a curated record